GCGACGGUCUGUGUUCCUAACGACGGCGACGCAACGUCUAAACCUUAGCCGAACAACAGAAUAAAGGCAGUUUAUUCUUGCUCAUUAAUUGCAAGAUUAUUGCAAACUUUUGACAUCGUGUAAAAUAUUAUUUAUUUUUUUCUCUCGUAAUAUAGUAGUUCACUAUUUGACUGAAAUGGACCCGACAGCAAACACUUUGAGGAUUCCUCCCGAAAUGCUACUAUACGCCGAAAAGCACGAAAUAUUUGAUUUAAUGCAGUCUAUGUUGAGAAAUCUAAUAGUGGACAAACCGGAAGAUCCCAUUCAGUACCUGAUUACUUUGCUGAAGAGAGACAGUAUUGGAGUUCCCAGGAUUAUGCUGCUGGGUCCUCCAGCUUCAGGCAAAAGAACCAUUGCCAGACAGCUGUGUGAGCGCACCAGAGCCGUGCACAUCACAGAGCCCGGUGUAUUGGAGGGGGAGACGGAGCUGGCGAGGGAGGCGAAUACGCACACGGACAGGCUGCAGGCAAUCCCUUGUGAGCUUUGGGUCAAGUUGAUUCAACUGCGCCUUUCAAAAGUGGACUGCAUUCGACGAGGCUGGGUGCUGGAGGGGAUACCCCACAGUCGACAGGAGGCCCUGCUUCUGCAGGAGUUUGGCAUUUCCCCUGACCAUGUUGUGAUGCUGGAGGCACCUGAUGAAAUCUUGAUUAGAAGGAACCUGUGCAGGAGGGUCAGCGUCUCCCCAGAAGAUGAGAACAGGGUUCUCUCAGAUGACAACACUGCCACCCGGCUAUUAAAAUACCACCAGGAAGUGUCUGCUUUGCAAAGAACAUUUCAAAACUGUCUCAAGAUUAUUAAAGCAGACCAAUCCCAUGAAGAAGUCUUCGCUCAAGCGCUGAGCUACAUCCAGCACCGGCCCCGGUCCCUGGCCCCCUACAUGCCCAGGGUCCUUCUGUUUGGACCCCCAGGCUCUGGAAAAAGACUGCAGGCUGCGCUGAUCUCUCAGAAAUACAACCUUGUCAACAUUUGCUGUGGAGAGCUUCUGAAGGCAGUUUCUGCAGACAAGACAAGUAUGGGAGAGCUCAUUAAACCUUACCUGGCAUCCGGAGAGCAAGUGCCCAACGACAUGGUUCUCCAGAUUCUGACUCAGAGGCUCGGCCGGCUGGACUGUACUGCCCGUGGGUGGCUGCUGCAUGGAUUUCCUCGAAACACUGAGCAAGCAGAGAUGCUCAAAGAAACCAACUUCAUCCCUAACAGGGUUUUCUUCUUGGAGAUGCCUGACGAUGCUGUGAAGGAGGUUGUCACCUUGAGGGCCAUUGAUCAUGUCACGGGCGAGAGGUACCACCCGCUGUUUAAGCCGGCCCCUGGCCCGGAGGUGCAGGCCCGGCUCUGUCAGAACCCCCGCGACUCUGAAGCCCACUUGCUGAAACAGCUGAGCUGCUAUUCGGCUCAAGUCCCAGCCCUGAAAGCCAUGUAUCCUGAUGCCGUGCAUGUCAACGCCGACCAGGACCCCCAUGCCAUUUUUGAGAUGCUGGAGAGUCGGCUAGUAGACCGCCUGCCAAAGUGUUACUCUGUGCGCCCAGACACACAGGAGGCUGGUUCUGGGGAGAAGGUGGGGGAGUAGCAGGCAUAGAGUGGGAGCACAGCAGAGUAGCAGGUGUACAGAAGGAGCGCAGGGGAGUAGCAGGUGUACAGAAGGAGCGCAGGGGAGUAACAGGCAUACAGGAGGAGUGCAGGGGAGUAGCAGGUAUACAGCAGGAGCGCAGGGGAGUAGCAGGUGUACAGAAGGAGUGCAGGGGAGUAGCAGGUGUACAGAAGUAGUGCAGGGGAGUGGCAGGUGUACAGAAGGAGAGCAUGGGAGUAACAGGCAUACAGAAGGAGUGCAGGGGAGUAGCAGGUACACAUAAGGAGAACAGGAGUGUAACAGGCAUACAGCAGGAGCAUAGUGACAACCUUUCCUCAAAUAAAGCUCCUCCAUAAAUGAAAGUGAUCUCUUUUUUUUAAUUUAUUUUAUUACAGGCUUUUAGAUUUACUGUAAAUGAAACAUU
Molecule: messenger RNA, 2027 nt
Organism: Brienomyrus brachyistius
Lineage: Eukaryota; Metazoa; Chordata; Actinopteri; Osteoglossiformes; Mormyridae
Gene: ak8
Product: adenylate kinase 8
Exons: 13
Coding region: 176-1603 (475 amino acids)
Biological process (GO): nucleoside triphosphate biosynthetic process
Cellular component (GO): cytoplasm
Molecular function (GO): AMP kinase activity; ATP binding; nucleoside diphosphate kinase activity
Source: RefSeq, a predicted model, not a curated record